Fimicolochytrium jonesii is the source of this 249-nucleotide messenger RNA. RefSeq lists its product as uncharacterized. Gene Ontology annotation, cellular component: mitochondrial large ribosomal subunit. Lineage: Eukaryota; Fungi; Chytridiomycota; Chytridiomycetes; Spizellomycetales; Powellomycetaceae. The transcript has a single exon. Gene Ontology annotation, biological process: mitochondrial translation. The annotation marks the transcript as partial. The record is from RefSeq and is a predicted model, not a curated record. Gene Ontology annotation, molecular function: structural constituent of ribosome.
CCACCCGCCUUCCACCAAACCAUCAUGCACUCCGACGGCAGCACCUUCACCCUUCGCUCCACCUCACCCCGCUCCCUCCUCAAACUCACAAAGGACUCCCGCAACCACGCCCUGUGGAAUCCGGCACUGAACGUCCUGGACGACCAGACGGGCGAGCUGGCGAAAUUCGAAAAGGCGUUUGGGGACUUUGAUCUGGAUAGUUUUGCGGAAUUCACGCCUGAUGCGAGUCAGGCGAAGAAGAGCAAGAAG